AAUAUGGCUUUUGCUUCCUGGGUUGUCUGCGGCCUUUUAUGCGUCUUCAACCUUCAGCUAUCCAGCACUUAUCCUGUUAGCACUAGCUUGACCUCCAGUGACAUGGACAUAUUAAGGGUUCUCCUUAACAGAUUUGAGGAGUUGCUUCCAGAGCAAAGGUCAGUCAACCCUGUUGAUGACACAAACACAGAAGCUGAUGCCCAGCAGGUAGAGGACCCCUUGGACGAAGCUUCAAUCAGGGAGUUCCUGUCAGCCAAAAACCUGAAGAGCGUCCGUAGCGACUCCACCAGGAGAGCUUCUGCUUGCUUUGGUCGCCGUAUAGACCGAAUUGGUUCCAUGAGCUCCCUAGGCUGCAACAGUGUUAACAAUCGCAGUAAGUAG
This is a messenger RNA of Nerophis lumbriciformis (worm pipefish), 381 nucleotides long. The record is from RefSeq and is a predicted model, not a curated record. Lineage: Eukaryota; Metazoa; Chordata; Actinopteri; Syngnathiformes; Syngnathidae.